AUGGACUACAUCAAAGAUUUCCUUCAUAAGACCCUUUCUCAGUAUGUGGAAGGCGUCAACGAGAAGACCGUCACACUGGGUUUCAAUGAGGGCGUGGAGAUAAACAAUCUCACCUUGCGGACAGACAUUGUUAACCAUGUGCUCCAGAACAACGGUGUGGACGCGCGGCUCGACUACGGCCGUAUCGGCAAACUUCGGCUGGUAUAUACCGCCCUUCCAGGGAUCGUAACCAUGCAGGUUGACGGGUUGGACAUUCGGAUGAGACCGAAUUUCACCGGUACUGCAAUCAAAAAAAUCUGCGCAACCCUCGGCGAACUCCAGGAGGAUGUGGAUGAAGGCGAUGUGCUUGGGCCGGUCCCGAGUGUCUCGCCAUACGGCAUCCCUUGUCCACCUCCUGUUUAUCCACAGUGCGCUUUCAGCCCCACACAGCCAGAGGUCCAUGACACCUUCUCUAGAAGACUGCCGCCUCACAGAGUGCCUCGACCACCACCCGUCGUUCGGAGGGCUCGCUACGUCAUGCCCGAGGCUCCGAUGGCCCAACUUGUCGCUGUACAAGACCCGGCUCCGUCACCGCGGCUCCCGGUCGCGUUACCGACUCUUCCUAGAUGCGAGCUGCAGUUUCCGUCGUUUGAAGUGUCGGCGCUACCGCCACUGUGUGAGAAUGUUUACGGCUUCAUCGAAGGAUGCUCAGACACCCUUGCCAAGAUCACAACGCCGGCACACGAGAAUUUCAGUGACGCUCCGGUCUCUUCGUAUCAAUGCUGCGUAAGUUUACCAAGAAUUGGCCACCGGUAG
Messenger RNA from Neospora caninum, 795 nucleotides. RefSeq lists its product as hypothetical. The transcript has 5 exons. The record is from RefSeq and is a predicted model, not a curated record. NCBI's taxonomy places the organism in Eukaryota, Apicomplexa, Conoidasida, Eucoccidiorida, Sarcocystidae. Bases 1 to 795 code for a protein of 264 amino acids.